UAUAAAAAGGAUAUAUAUUCUGAUGGAUAAGCGUUUACACACAGUAUUGAUAUAACGUUCUGUAUCAGAAAAAGACUCUUCCUUGCUACGAGGUCCUUAUAAGUCGAUUGACAUAAUUUGUUAUGGAUGCGUUUAGAGAGAAAAGACGGAAGAACACGAUAAUUUAUGCCUAUCAAUUUUUUUGACGAAUGCGCACGUGUAGUAGAAGGAUAAUCGCAUAGAGGCAUAAUACACGCAACAAGACAAACGCAUCGAAAGCUCAAGCAGAAUAGAUUUAAGUUUAGAAGCGAGAACAAUGAGUAUACCAUACGAUGAGAGCUUAAUCUGGAUAGUGGUGGUCGGCUUUAUAGUAGCGUUUGUUCUGGCAUUCGGCAUCGGCGCCAACGAUGUCGCCAAUAGCUUUGGGACGAGCGUCGGCGCCGGGGUGCUCACGAUAUUCCAAGCCUGUGCCCUGGCGACCGUCUUCGAGAUCGCCGGUGCUGUUCUGAUAGGAUACAAGGUCUCCGACACAAUGCGAAAGGGUAUACUGGACGUCUCGUUGUACGAGGGCCACGAGAAGGAGUUGAUGAUAGGGGCGUUGUCCAGUCUAGCCGGGUCCGGUGUCUGGCUACUACUGGCUACCGCUUUACGACUUCCAAUUUCUGGUACGCAUUCCAUAGUUGGUGCUACAGUUGGAUUUUCGCUCGUGUGCCGAGGUACCGCCGGGGUAAGAUGGCUAGCUCUUAUUAAUAUAGCAGCAUCUUGGUUUGCCAGCCCCAUACUUAGUGGGAUCGUGUCCGCCAGUAUCUUUUGGCUUUUGAGGAAAUCCAUGCUCCAGUCUAAUAAACCAUUCGAGAAAGGUCUUCAUAUUCUCCCCAUAGUUUACGGUCUGACCGUUGCUGUCAAUAUAAUGUCAAUUGUGCUUGACGGACCUAAACUACUAGCGAUGGACAAGAUGCCGUGGUGGGUUAGCUUGAUAGCCGCGCUGUUGGCGGGCAAAUUUGCCGCGGUGAUCGUGUACGUUUACGUAGUGCCACGGCAAAGAGCGAGAAUACUGUUAGCAUCGAACGGCAGCGACGAAAAGGCAGCUGCAACGACGGCGACGCACUUUGGCCAAGAGAACGAGACGACGGCGUUGUCGGUGAUUUCGGAGGUUCCCUGCGGCAGCAGUAAUGGUAACGCGAAGGCUGAUUUGGCACCCAAGUUGCGCGGUAACACUAGCGAGAGCCCGUUACUGAUGACCGCCCAGGUCGCGGAAGCAGAGAACGCGCAGAUGGACGGGAUAGUAGACGACGAGGAACAGCCGGAAGUAUCGAGGCUGUUUGCUUUUCUCCAAGUACUUACUGCGGCGUUUGGUAGCUUUGCGCACGGCGGCAACGAUGUCAGUAACGCGAUCGGCCCGCUGAUCGCUCUCUGGGCGGUAUACGCGGAGGGCUCGGCCCGACAGGAGGCCGAAACACCUAUACUUAUCCUGCUAUACGGCGGCCUAGGUAUUUCUACGGGAUUAUGGGUGUGGGGACGCAGGGUUAUACGGACCGUGGGACAGGACCUGGCGCGCAUUACUCCCACCACCGGAUUCACCAUAGAGGUGGGUGCCGCGGUGACGGUUCUGUUGGCAAGUAAAGUUGGUCUACCUGUGUCAACGACGCACUGUAAAGUUGGGUCGGUGGUGUGCGUGGGAUGGGCCUCGCGUGGCGGCGAAGGAGUGUCGUGGAAGCUAUUUCGGAAUAUCGCGUUUGCGUGGCUGAUUACCGUACCGAUGGCCGGCUGCUUGUCCGCCGGUUGCAUGGCCAUUUUCCGCGAGAUAAUUAGUUUGUGAUUUUUUGCAGUCGCAUACGACCGAGGCGCUUUAGACACAAAAAGAAAACCAUCCAAAUGCAGCUGUUGUCAAUAAAUUCUGAACAAAUAAAUGGUCGAACAGAA
Messenger RNA from Monomorium pharaonis (pharaoh ant), 1902 nucleotides. RefSeq names its product sodium-dependent phosphate transporter 1-B (gene NaPi-III). Bases 296 to 1798 code for a protein of 500 amino acids. Gene Ontology annotation, biological process: phosphate ion transmembrane transport. The transcript has 5 exons. Gene Ontology annotation, molecular function: phosphate transmembrane transporter activity. The record is from RefSeq and is a predicted model, not a curated record. Gene Ontology annotation, cellular component: membrane. Lineage: Eukaryota; Metazoa; Arthropoda; Insecta; Hymenoptera; Formicidae.